CUUAAAGCAAGAAGGUCCAUUGUCGCCCUGAGACACGGCAUUUCGCAGGCUCGGAAUGUUUUGAUGGAGAGCUAGCUAGCCAUCUUCCUCCGUGCAGGCGGGCCGCUUCAACGGUCUGGAGAUAAAUCUGGGCCAAGAUGUCUAUGACCAGAAUUUGUGUCAAGAACCUGCCCAAGUAUCUCACGGAGGAGCGCUUCCGCGAGCACUUUGCGGCCAAGGGGGAGGUGACCGACGCUCGGAUCGUGCGGACAAGCGAUGGCUACUCCAGGCAGUUUGGGUUCAUCGGGUACAAGACUGAGGACGAAGCGUUUGAGGCGUCCAAGUAUUUCAACCGCUCCUUCAUUGACACUUGUCGCCUCCAGGUCGAGAUUGCGCGCCCGAUUGGUGAUUCUGGCAUCCCCCGCCCCUGGAGCCGUCACUCCCAGGGCAGCACCGCCUUUGUGAAGUCCCACCCAGAAGCCGCGGAGCCAACUCAAGAGGGGGGGGCAAAGGGCAGGAAAAAGGGGCCCCCUAAGGAGGGAGAGGACGAGGAAAAUGACCCGGCACUGAAAGAGUUUUUGGAGGUUAUGCAACCGCGAAGGAAGACGAAGCUGUGGGCGAAUGACACGGCGGUAGGGACGACGGAAGUGCAAAAGGGGAAGUCGGUGGAGUCGAAAGCUGCGAAGGGAGAGAAUGGGGGAAAGAAAGGAAGGCGGGAUGAGCCUGGGGAGGAUGCUUUUGAGAGCGACAGUGGAGACGAGAGCGAUCUGUAUGAGGAUGCGCCGGGGCUGGCUUCAGAAAGGGGUGGAAGGAAGGGGGCAGAAGCUAGUGAUGAGGGGUCUGAUUCUGAAGCAGACGAGGGGGGGCCCAGUAAGGAAGUCGACGCACUGAAUGAUAGUGACUAUCUGAAGAGCAGGGUCAAGGCUGAUUGGAGUGACGAGUCAGAUGUGGAAGAAGGAAAUGGUUCAGAUGAAGGAAGCGGUUCUGAACCCGAAACCGAUUCAGACGAGGAAGAUGCAGAUAAAGAUCGCAGGAAACGGAGUCAAGGCGCGGGUUCGUCGGGCGAGAAAGCACGCGCAGCGGGGCAUGUGGGAACUCUGUCUAAGGACGGCGAGUCCGAUUCAGACGGGGACGAAGAAACGGAAACGGCCGCAAAUGGGGGGGACGAAACGCUGCCUGGGCCACCCCCCGGGGCGCCCCCCAGGGCCCCCACCCAAGUGGACGCAGAACAAGAAGAGGGGGUGUCCGAAACGGGGCGGUUGUUCGUCCGAAACUUGGCGUACACUGCAACCGAAGACGAUCUUACGGAGCUGUUCAAGCAGUAUGGGGAGCUGAGCGAGGUGCAUUUGGUGGUUGAUAAGGAGACGAAGAAGUCCAAGGGGUUCGCUUAUGUGCUGUAUAUGCUGCCGGAGGACGCGGUGGCGGCAAUGGAAAGCCUGGACCGCUCAAUCUUCCAGGGGCGUCUUCUGCACAUUCUGCCCGCCCGCCGGCCCCCCUCCCUCCCCGACAGCCAAAACGAACCCCCCAAACUGGGACCGGGCAAGAGCAAGGUGCAAGCGGAGAGGGAGGAGCAGAAGAAAGCAAACGAGGCGGCUGGAGACACCAGGGCCUGGAACAGCCUCUUCAUGAAUGCGAAUACGGUGGCGGAGGGCAUCGCUCAGCGCUACGGCGUUUCCAAGAGCGAGCUGCUGAGCCCCGAGGCGGGCGACCUGGCCGUCCGAAUGGCGCUCGGAGAAACGCACAUCAUUGCGGAGACGAAGAAAGCGCUUGAAGAGCAGGGGGUCGAUGUGGGGGUGCUGGAAAGGAUGGCCACGGCUAAAGGCGAGGCCGCCCCCAAGCGCAGCGCCCACGUGCUCCUCGUCAAGAACCUGCCCUUCUCCACGACGGACGAGGAGAUCGAGCAGCUUUUUGAGCGCUUUGGGAGCCUCGGGCGGGUCGUUUUACCGCCCACCAAAACUGUGGCGCUCGUCGAGUUCCUGGAAGCUGCAGAGGGGAGAAAGGCUUUUAAGGGGCUGGCAUACAAGCGCUUCAAGCACGUGCCCUUGUAUCUAGAGUGGGCGCCUGAGGGAAUCCUGUCAGGAGACAGCGGCGCAGCACGAGACGCGGCUGAGAAGCGGAAGGGAAAAACGGACGGUCCGAGAGCGGUCAAUGGAGGGACAAAGGUUGGGGCGGAGAAAGCGGAGGUGGCAAAGGUUUUGCCAGAGGACGAGGAGGCGAUGGACGAGCAGACCCACUCGGUAUUCGUCAAGAAUUUGGCUUUCAGCACCACGGAAGCGGCGCUCAAGAAGCACUUCUCCAAGGCGGACGGCCUGCGCAGCGUCCUGGUGAAAAUGCGCCCGGCCAAGAACGGCAAGGCGCUCUCCAUGGGCUUCGGCUUUGCGGAGUUCGCUUCGGCGGAGGCGGCGCGGAAAGCGAUCCAGGAAAUGCAGGGGUCGCUGCUAGAUGGUCACGCGCUGGUCUUGCAGCUAAGCCACAAGAAAGCUGGUGUCAAGGAGGGGGCCGACAAGAAAGAAUCCAAGAAGACGAAGGCGAGCUCGACAAAGAUUAUCGUACGGAAUGUGGCGUUCGAGGCGACCAAGAAGGACGUGCGGCAGCUGUUCAGCCCGUUCGGCCAGAUCAAGAGCCUGCGCCUGCCCAAAAAGUUCGACGGCAGCCACCGCGGUUUUGCCUUCGUCGAAUUCGUGACCAAGCAAGAGGCGCAGAAUGCGUUCGAUGCGGUGCGGGAUACGCAUCUGUACGGGCGCCAUCUGGUAUUGGAGCAAGCCAAGGAAGGGGAGGGCCUCGAAGAGCUGCGAGCGCGCACUGCCGCCCAGUUCAGGGACGGGAGCGACCAGGGGCGCCCGUCAAAGAAGAUCAAAUUGUCGGA
Molecule: messenger RNA, 2845 nt
Organism: Klebsormidium nitens
Lineage: Eukaryota; Viridiplantae; Streptophyta; Klebsormidiophyceae; Klebsormidiales; Klebsormidiaceae
Source: the annotation of a GenBank genome assembly